AUGCAGAACCCCAGGGUCUGCGACUGGCUCGCUGCGGAAACCCUCGCGCGAUACCUGCGGGCAACCCCGCGGUUUGGAAGGGUAGUUGUGCUGGACCCCGCGUCCAAGAGCACAGCCCUUCUGAACUUGGAGGUCUACUCCGACUCAGACUGGGCAGGGUGCCCAGAAACGAGGAGGAGCACAGACAACAUAGUUGCCUGUCUCGGGGGAGCAGUCAUCCAGACAAGCUGCCAGACACAGCCCGGCCUCCCAGCAACCUCCAGCGGAGACGCGGAGAUCCGGGGAGUGUCGCGAGCAGCAAGGGAGGCCGUCUUCCUACGAGAGCUUGCGGAGAAGGACUUCGCCCUAGCCUGCGGCAUGCCGCGGCUCUGGGCCGACUCCGCAGCUUCGAUCGGAGCCGCCAAGCGCAUAGGACCAGGGUCUAAGUUGAGACACCUGGAAGUUGCAGAAUUCUAUGUACAAGGUGCGCUCAGAGCCAAACUUCUCGAACUGAGAAAAGUUAAGGGAACCGAAAACCCGGCAAACUUCGCUACCAAGCACGCGAAGACUGGACCGGAGGUGCGGCAAUCCCUGCCCUCCAUGGGCAUGGUGGACCUCGAUGCGGUCGCAGGCGCCACCGAGGCUCUGGCCCAAAAGGGCACGAUCAAGUCAAUCCAGGCAAGCCCCUGGAAGAUGAGACCGCCGACCAAGCUCACGAGCUCGGCUAUAGGCUUCCUUGCCUUCCUGUGGAUGCUUUGGGGCUUAGUCUCGUGGCUCUGCAGGUGCAGACGAGACAGGCAGGAGCCGGAGCCCGAAGACGAGAUCGAGCGAGCGGCCACGGAGGUCUGGCUAGGGCCAGAAGCGCCGCAAGAGGCGCAACAACGAGGAGGUGGGCAGCAGCCCAGGGGGGCUCAAGAGCCAGAGCCUGAGGGCGAGCGGACUCCGGGUCCGCCCCCUGUGGCACAAGCGCCACCACCACCGCCGCCCGCUGCACCAAGGGUGCGGCGCAGGCGUAGGGGACCGGAACCCCUUUCGGGGGACGACGAGCAUCUCUACGAGACAGCCCGUGGCGACAAGAUCCAUCUUUUCACCAACUGCAAUGGGCUGAGCUCCGUCCCGCCGGAUCAAAUCCUGAUCGGCUUUCGCUGCCAUUGCGCAGCAGAUCCUCAGAACACCGAGUUCCUCUGGACCGGGUUCGCCUUUCAAGUGGCCACCGGCCGUGUCGUGCGCCGGUACCAUGGCCAACAACGAGGUUGCCCGUUCAUGGAAGGGGCAACUAUCCGACACAGGGUGUGUCUCCACUGCCGCAACGGACACCAGAGCACCAAGCCCGGCAGUGCGGUGAACAACUCCCGCCUAGCGGGUAGCACCGCAGGGCGAGCCUUUCGGCUGCCAGUCCUGUGCGCGGGACGCUCCGCCCUACCAGGGGCGUCUCACCCUCCGACUGCGGGAUGCCCCGCGGGAGGCGCGUUCUCAAACCCCUACCUCUAA
Molecule: messenger RNA, 1470 nt
Organism: Symbiodinium sp. CCMP2592
Lineage: Eukaryota; Dinophyceae; Suessiales; Symbiodiniaceae
Source: the annotation of a GenBank genome assembly